Spinacia oleracea (spinach) is the source of this 2461-nucleotide messenger RNA. Its product is annotated as protein TIC 214. Bases 124 to 804 code for a protein of 226 amino acids. Gene Ontology annotation, cellular component: membrane. The transcript has a single exon. NCBI's taxonomy places the organism in Eukaryota, Viridiplantae, Streptophyta, Magnoliopsida, Caryophyllales, Amaranthaceae. The record is from RefSeq and is a predicted model, not a curated record.
CUUUGGUGUCAUCAACAUAAGAGAUGUCGGUUCUAGUCUAUCUCUUUCCUAUAUAUGGAAAGUUAAAAAAUCAUCAUAUAAUAAUCCAGAAAUUGCAAUACAAAAGAAAAAGGGAGGUUUGUGAUGAUUUUUCAAUCUUUUCUACUAGGUAAUCUAGUAUCCUUAUGCAUGAAGAUAAUCAAUUCGGUCGUUGUGGUCGGACUCUAUUAUGGAUUUCUGACCACAUUCUCCAUAGGGCCCUCUUAUCUCUUCCUUCUCCGAGCUCAGGUUAUGGAAGAAGGAGAAGAAGGAACCGAGAAGAAGGUAUCAGGAACAACAGGUUUUAUUAUGGGACAGCUCAUGAUGUUCAUAUCGAUCUAUUAUACGCCUCUGCAUCUAGCAUUGGGUAGACCUCAUACAAUAACUGUCCUAGCUCUACCCUAUCUUUUGUUUCAUUUCUUCUGGAACAAUCACAAACACUUUUUUGAUUAUGGAUCCACUAGCAGAAAUUCAAUGCGUAAUCUCAGCAUUCAAUGUGUAUUCCUGAAUAAUCUCAUUUUUCAAUUAUUCAACUAUUUCAUUUUACCAAGUUCAAUGUUAGCUAGAUUAGUGAACAUUUAUAUGUUUCGAUGCAACAACAAGAUGUUAUUUGUAACAAGUAGUUUUGUUGGUUGGUUAAUUGGUCACAUUUUAUUCAUGAAAUGGGUUGGAUUGGUAUUAGUCUGGAUACAGCAAAAUAAUUCUAUUAGAUCUAAUAAGUACCUUGUGUCAGAAUUGAGAAAUUCUAUGGCUCGAAUCUUUAGUAUUCUCUUCUUUAUUACCUGAGUCUACUAUUUAGGCAGAAUGCCGUCACCUAUUUUUACUAACAAACUGAAACAAAUGCUAGAAACGAACGAAAUUGAGGAAGAAACAAAUUUAGAAAUAGAAAAAACUUCCGAAACGAAGGAGACUAAACAGGAAGAAGAGGGAUUCACCGAAGAAGAUCCUUCUCCUUCCCUUUUUUCGGAAGAAAAGGAGGAUCCGGACAAAAUCGAUGAAACGGAAAAGAUCCGAGUGAAUGGAAAGGACAAAACAAAGGAUGAAUUUCACUUAAAAGAAGCAUGCUAUAAAAAUAGCCCAACUUCUUAUUCUGGGAAUCAAGAUAUUUCAAAGUUAGAAAUACUUAAAAAAGAAAAGAAAAUCCUAUUAUGGUUUCAAAAACCCCUUAUUUUUCUUCUUUUCGACUAUAAACGUUGGAAUCGUCCAAUGCGAUAUAUAAAAAACAAUCGGUUUGAAAAUGCGGUAAGAAAUGAAAUGUCACAAUAUUUUUUUUAUACAUGUCAAAAUGAUGGAAAACAAAGAAUUUCUUUUACAUAUCCACCUAGUUUAUCAAUUUUCUGGGAAAUGAUACAAAGAAAGAUUUCUUUGGCUACAACAGAAAAAUUCUUAUAUGAUGAUGAACUAUACAAUUAUUGGAUUUAUACGAAUGAACAAAAAAAAAACAGCUUAAGCAAUGAAUUUGCUAAUAGAAUUACAGUUCUAGACAAAGGACUUUUUUAUAUAGAUGUACUUGAUAAAAAAACUAGAUUAUGUAAAAGUAAAAAUGAAUAUUUACAAAAAGACCAUGAUCCUUUAUUAAAUGGAUCCUAUCGUGGUAUAAUAAAAAAAACUCUUUUACCUUUUAUAAAUAAUGAUGAAACUACAGUAAAAAAAUUAAUAGAUGAAAUUUUUAUAAAUAAAAUUCAUAGUGUUCUGGGUAAUUGUAAUAAUUACCAGGAAUUUGAAUAUAAAAAAGAUCCAUUUAAGAAAAACCCAAUAUCAUCAAAAAUUAGACAUUUCGUAACUUUAAUGAGUCAAUUUGAUGGAGAAUCAACAUUCAAUCAAAAAGGGAUUUCUUUACUUUCAGAACACAAACAAAUUUGUUCAGAAGAUCCAGAAAUAUUUUUCAAAUUUUUAGUUGAUACAAUCAUGGCGGAUUCCUUUACUCAAACAAUUCCAAAAGAAUCGAUUGGAAUAAAAGAAAUAAGUAAAAAGGUUCCUCAUUGGUCAUACCAACUAAUUGAUGAAUCCGAACAAGAGGAAAUGGGAAAUGAAAAACAAGUAUCAUGGCCUCAUCAAAUUCGCUCAAGGAGCGGAAAAGAAGUAGUUUUUUUUACGGAUAAACAAGAAAAUACCGACAAUCCUACCCCUAAUACUGCUGAUAUAUCUGAGCAAGCGGACGAAGUGGUUUUGACACGUUAUCCACAAGAAUCUGAUUUUCGUCGAGAUAUAAUCAAAGGUUCCAUGCGUAGUCAAAGACGUAAAAUAGUUAUUUGGGAAUUGUUUCAAGCAAAUAUACAUUCCCCACUUUUUUUAGACAGAACGAAUAAAUCCUCUUUUUUUUCUAUUACUUUUUCCAGAUUAAUUAAACGAAUUUUUAAAAAUUAUAUGGGAAAAAACCCAUAAUUGGAUAUUUCUAAUUAUAAAGAAGAAGAAUUAAAAAAAAAAAAAAAAAAAAAAAAGC